AUCACGAGUCGCAACCGCAACCGCAACCGCAACCGCCCUCGUUGUCGCCAUCUUAUUCUCGCUUGCAAGUCUUUGGUCUCGUCGUCGUCGACGUCAACUUAUCUUCUAUUGAUACCAGUCCCCUCCUCCCACUCUGGACCCAUCUGCUCUCACCUCCAAUCUUAAUUUUAAUGUAUUGAUUCUGUCCUUACCACAGAUUGCACAUCGCGGCUUCUUUUGUUUUGCUCUGCAUCCGCUAUUUGGACCGCUGACGCCACGCAGCUCAUGGUCACAAACAUCCACAAUCUUUCUUUCGCCUCCACCCUCUCGGUGUCUCCUCUUCCUCUCCUAGAGCACGCUCACCCUUUUCCUCCUCUUCUCCGUCCUUUCCACUAGCUCUCAUGCAGCAAUGGCUCCGACCAACGCCCACGUCGCGGCUCAGCUGCGGCAACUCAUCUACUACCAUCUCGACAACAACUUGUUGAAAAAUGCAUUGUUUUUGGCCAGUCGCCUUGUCGCGUAUGAACCUCGCUCUGCCGAAGCCUCAUACCUCCUCGCCUAUUGCCAACUUCAAUCAGGGUAUGUCAAAGCCGCCUGGGACACCAGUCGGUCUUCUGGCAUCAGAGGCACUCACUUGGGCUGUAGCUAUGUCUUUGCACAAGCUUCUCUCGAGCUCGGCCGAUAUGUCGACGGCAUCACCGCUUUGGAGAAGAGCAAACCCAUGUGGCAGGGUCGCAACACCUGGGCUCAACACAACGAGAUUCGUCGUCAACAUCUCCCCGACGCUCCUGCGGUCUGGUCACUCAAAGCAAAAUUGUACAAGGGCCAUAAGAACAUGGAUCAGGCCGUCGAGUGUUGGGCUACCGCGCUGAAGAUGAAUCCUUUCAUGUGGGAUGCUCUGAUUGGGCUCUGCGACGCCGGCGCCAAAGUCAGCAUCCCCAAUGUUUACAAAAUGACCACCGACAUCAAGACUAUGACCGAGUUGGCCUACCAACAAUUCUCAAAAUCUGACAUCAACUCCGCACAUGUCUACGACAAACCUCUGUCAACGAGUCAGCCAGCGGUUCCAGACCCAUUCGUUUCAUCUCAGAAACCUAACGGCAACAUUCUUCAUAACAACUCGGUCUUGUGGGAGAAGCAGAAUGGCAGUAAAGUUAGUAUCAACACCGCCAGCAGCAUUCUCGAUGAAGAGAUCUCUAGGACACCUUCCAUUGACGCUGAGUUUGACGAUGGCGUUCUGCAAGGGACCUCGGUCAACCAGUUUCACGAUGUCCCUCCAGCACCAUCACGCAAACCAAAGGCGACGAUGGAAGCACACGUCGACCCUCCUCCUCGCUGGAAGAGUGCCACGGGUAGAGCAAAAGUCAAGGGAAAGUCAGAUGACCCAACCGUCUUGCAGGAUCCUCCAGCUCCAACUGCCCCAUCUAAGAGAACUGUUUCUGGGCAACCAGCAUCCUCGACACAAUCAUCGUCUAGCAUGGCGGAGGGAACGAGGAGAAGCAAUAGACUGCUCAACACAUCUCGACCAGCCAGUGCGACGAGUACAGCGGGCAGCAAAAUUUCAUCAUUAGCCAAUACGCUAGGGUUGCGCGAAGGGCGUGAGAUCAAAAAAGCAAAGGCACCAGCUGUCAGAGGAAGAGUGGCAACCACAUCGACGGUAGGCCGGGUUGUCAGCGGAAACCGCACGCGCACUGGAUCGACGGAGACUGGGGAAACAGAAGUUAGGGAUCAAAAGGGGAGCAGCAUCAUUCCACCAGUGCCACCGUUGCCAAAUGCGAAAGUGCGCGCUGAAAUGGCCAUCAACAAAGAUCUCGACGCUAUCAGUGCGCUUCUGGAUCUAUUCGGUCGGAUGGCGUCUGCUCAUCUGUCCUUGUCGACGUAUGACUGUCAAACGGCGAUUCAAAUUUACAAUUCUCUACCCUCGGGCCAACGUGAGACGCCAUACAUUUUGACACAAAUUGGCAAGGCAUACUACGAGCAAGCGUCACACGCUGAGGCGGAGAAGUUCUUCAUUCGAGUUCGACAGAUGGCUCCGACACGGCUGGAAGAUAUGGAAAUCUACUCGACGGUGCUGUGGCACCUCAAGUCGGAGAUUGAGCUGGCCUAUCUUGCGCAUGAGCUGGUAGAAGUGGAUCGAUUGUCUCCUGAGGCUUGGUGUGCAGUCGGAAACUCGUUUUCCAGACAGAACGAACACGAGCAAGCCAUCAAGUGCUUCCGUCGAUCAACGCAGUUGGACUCGCGCUUUGCGUACGGCUUCACUUUAGAGGGCCACGAACAUGUUCAAAAUGAGGAGUUUGAAAAGGCCCUUGACGCUUACCGAUCUGCGAUCGCGGUGGACGGCCGUCACUACAAUGCGUGGUAUGGUCUGGGUAAGGUGUAUGAGAAGAUGGGCAAAUUUGCCAUUGCAGAGAAACACUACCGAACGGCGGCCAAGAUCAACCCAGGCAAUGCGGUGUUGAUCUGCUGUAUCGGCAUGGUGCUAGAGAGACUCAAAGACCCUGAGCAAGCUCUCCAGAUGUAUACACGGGCCUGUGCAUUGGCACCAAGCAGUGCGCUGAGUCGAUUCAAGAAGGCGAGAUGCUUAAUGAGUUUGGGUCGGCCGAGGGAGGCUCUUGCCGAAUUGCUGAUCCUGAGAGAUGUGGUGCCUGAUGAGCCCAAUGUGUGGUUCCUCAUGGGUCGACUUUACAAAACCUUACGGAUGAAAGCGGAUGCAGUCCGAGCUUUCACCAUGGCGUUGAACCUGGAUCCUAAGGCGGCGCAAUUCAUCAAGGAUGCAAUGGAGAGUUUGGACGACGAAGACGACGAGAACUUUGAUGACGACGAGGACAUGGAUUGAGGAGCUUUUGUCGUCAGCACCGACUUGCAUAAACCGCGCACGAAUCCAGAAGCCUUUUUCCAAAGGUCCCGAUACCAGGUAUCACCGACUCUGAGCUGAUCAUUCCUACCCAUAAUGGACUGACUGGUGUCUUGUCGUGUGGCGAGAAGGAUGAAAUCUAAUGCGCACAAAGAACGAAACGAAUCUUUGGAUUGAACUUGGACUUUGAAUGACUGGCGUGCGAUAGCAUAUGGUCAGGGGGUCACCGAUAGCAUGGUGAUUGUACGUCUUUAGCAUAGCUUUGGGGCGUUUUUGAUUUUUUUGCAACAGGGCAUUGGAGGAGCACAGGGAGCAUUUCACAAACUGUAACAGCCUUGUGACCAGGUGGUUGGAUGAUGCUGUGGUCAUUGAGGGACAGCUUGACAGACAGAAAGCCAGACCAGAGUUCAGUUCAGUCUGGCGAUGGAUGCAUCACACGUGGGUAUGUGGGAGAAGAUGAUCUCGGGAACAAAAAGCACGGGUUGAUAAAGUCGAACUCCUUGAAACUCGCAUUCUCUGACGAGCGUGGCGUGGUUCAGGAGUAACACAUGGCCAGGCCUAUACCUGCUUCUGAUGGAACAGGUCGAACAUAUCGCCAGGGUGGUGUGUGUGUGUCGACUCGUACUAAAUACUCCCAGUACGUAAAGCAGUGAGUCGGCCCCUCUAGUGCCAAUGGCCAUUGAAGACAUCAAAGACAUCAAAGACACAACUAAUCUGUAAGUGACCGGACAGGAUGGCUUUGAUGGUUUGACCAGCCGCGCCAUCCAAGGAAGUAGUUGUAAUUAUGAGACGCUUCAGGCAUCAUGGGUUGCUGAAAUGGCACAGCAUGUACCCCAGAUUCCGUGUCUUGGAAUGGCCUCGUUGGUCAAAAUGUGGCAAUAAUGCAGGUUGUUCCCGUGGUACGAGCACACGCUACAUGGUCAAUAGUGUGUAGUAGUAUGGACAUUGACAUAACCCCUCUCUCUUUCUAUCGCCC
Molecule: messenger RNA, 3809 nt
Organism: Exophiala mesophila
Lineage: Eukaryota; Fungi; Ascomycota; Eurotiomycetes; Chaetothyriales; Herpotrichiellaceae
Exons: 2
Coding region: 389-2815 (808 amino acids)
Biological process (GO): cell division
Molecular function (GO): protein binding
Source: RefSeq, a predicted model, not a curated record